Paracoccidioides brasiliensis Pb18 is the source of this 924-nucleotide messenger RNA. RefSeq lists its product as uncharacterized. The transcript is spliced from 3 exons. Bases 1 to 924 code for a protein of 307 amino acids. The record is from RefSeq and is a predicted model, not a curated record.
AUGUUGUACCGAACAGCAGCCGCUCGCUCUAUUCUGAGGGCAGCAUCUAACUCCAAUGUCUCAAUGACACGCUCGGCUUUUUCCAGCACCAUAUUCAAGGCCCCAUUGACAUCAUCUGUCCGUCAACCUCCUUUCCCUCGAUCCACAUCGCUAGCCCUGGCUACCCGCAAACCUACCGCCACCGCUCUGCUUCGAUAUGCCUCGACGGCUGCUGUCAAAACAAGCGAUGCGGUGCCAAAAGCCGUGGAGGAGGAGGACAUUGAUAUGAUGGCUGGUGUAAGAAACGACAUAAAAGUUAUCCAGGACACCUUCAGCCUUCAGGACGUUCCCAAAGAAGCUCUCUUUCUUGGAAUGGCCGGCGUCCUUCCAUACGUUGCUACUUCUCUCGGAGCCUCUUUUCUCUCCUGGGAAAUGAACAAUGCCAUCGCUACCGGCACCGGUCACUAUAUUUCUGGCGCAACAUCGGAGAUGUUGAUGGGUAUAAUUGAACCCGUCCAGAUUGGAUAUGGUGCAGUUAUCCUCUCCUUCCUUGGCGCCAUCCAUUGGGGUCUGGAAUGGGCUGGUUACGGUGGUCAUGUUGGUUACAAGAGGUAUGCUUUUGGCGUCGUCGCGCCUGCUGUCGCCUGGCCUACCCUCUUCAUGCCCGUUGAGUACGCCCUGAUCUCUCAAUUCUUCGCCUUCACCUUCCUGUACUACAACGAUGCCCGCGCCGCGGUUAAGGGCUGGACACCAUCGUGGUACCACAUGUAUCGUUUCGUCUUGACGUUCGUGGUCGGCGCCAGCAUCGUUAUGAGUCUGGUUGCCCGCGAGAAGUUGUACAUGCAUUACGAAUCCCGAUCAGACCUCGUUGAGAAAUGGAAGCAUUUGGAGCAGCGGCUAAAAGAGACCAAGGCAGUUAAGGAGGCCGGGUCCAGUGAGGAGUAA